AUGGUUGUUCUGUCUUCUCCUGUCCACUACAUUGUCUCCACGCCGCCCGUCACGCGUGCCUGGACUGCUGGGACUGUGUUUUUAUCACUGCUGUACUUCUGGAUUCGCUACGGUCGCGGUGGGACCACUCCUUACCUCACCCUGAUACCUGGUCAAAGUCUUUUCUAUCCAUGGACCCUCGUGACAUCUGGCCUAGUGGAAACAACCGUCAUAGAGCUGCUAGUAACGAUACUCGUCAUACCACCUUCUCUGCGAUACUUAGAGAGAUUGUGGGGAGCAAUUGAAACCGCCAAAUUUAUCGUCGUCACACUUGCCAUAUCGAAUGUGAUUGCCCUUGCAUUCAACUGGAUCGAAUAUAUUGUCCUUCGGAGCCCCACAUUUUUGUUCGGGAUGGAAUAUCAUGGUCAAAUGGCGCUCCAAACCGGAAUACUUGUGGCAUUCACGCAACUCAUUCCUGAGCAUCAGGUUCAGGUGUUUGGCAUCCUCAAAGCGCGGGUCAAGGCACUUCCCAUGGCCUAUCUUACGUUCUCAACAGUUAUGGGUUUAGUGGGCUUUCAAUGUCCAUUCAUCAUCAUACAAUUCGCGUGGCUUGUAUCCUGGAUUUACCUCCGGUUCUACAAGAAGAACACGGGGGACACCGUAGACGGAGGGCCUGUUUAUGGUGAUCGAAGCGAGACCUUUGCGUUCAUCCAAUGGUUUCCGCCCUUCGUCCAUGCCCCGAUCUCUGUCCUCUCUAAUACAGCCCACCAUCUUGCCAACCGCUUCCAUCUAAUCCCGGGCGCCACCUUGGACGUUGAAGCUGGUGCAUAUGCCCAGCUUCCGGGCGGUGCCAGGGCAGAAGCGGAGCGAAGAAGGGCAAUGGCCUUGAAAGCGCUUGAUCAACGACUCGCAAACUCACAUCAAGCUGCUCAACCCGUCGUGCCUGCUUCCUCGUCCUCUGAUGCGGCGAAUCCGCAAGAAAGUAGCGAGAACGGGUCUAUUCAAAAGGUAUAAGCAUGAUGUGUUGAGGAUUGAAUUAUCGAUGGUCCAGUAUACGGUACUUAUACUUUCGAUAUAAUGUGCGAAUCGUCGCGACGUCGGAUAACCUUAACCC
Messenger RNA from Punctularia strigosozonata HHB-11173 SS5, 1093 nucleotides. RefSeq names its product DUF1751-domain-containing protein. NCBI's taxonomy places the organism in Eukaryota, Fungi, Basidiomycota, Agaricomycetes, Corticiales, Punctulariaceae. The record is from RefSeq and is a predicted model, not a curated record. Gene Ontology annotation, cellular component: Golgi apparatus; membrane. The coding region runs from base 1 to 993 and encodes 330 amino acids. The transcript is spliced from 7 exons. Gene Ontology annotation, biological process: retrograde vesicle-mediated transport, Golgi to endoplasmic reticulum.